UGUCACUUUAGAAAACACUUCAACAUGAAUAAACACCCGAAUUUUAUUGAGAACGGCGAUAAAAGCGAUCUGUACAAGACGUCUUAUUUCCCGCUAAGGUCUAGGCUAAACCAUGUGGAAACUGACCAAACAACUUCAAGAUUUGUACAUAAAAGGCAGAGACCAGCGAAAGUGGGAGACCAGAAUCAGGACAUAAAAACUAUACAUAUCCCCAAGGCAAUGACUGAUGCUCCAUUUUUGCAGCAUCCAGCCUUAACACCUGGACAGAAGCGCUUUCUAUACAGUAUAGCAGAAGCUUACAGUAAAGAUCAUAUGCGGCAGUUGAUAUGGCAACAUUACAUGAAUGUAUUACACCGCUGCAUCAGAACAGACCUAAAUCCACAUGUUAAACCAAAGGUGACGACAACAUACAGAACAGAGAGUGUAACAGCACAAGCGGAACACAUCACACACUCCCAAACCACAAUGACUUUUGGGACAAAAGAACAUGGAAGGAAACGUGUGAUUGCGGAGAAGGCCAAGAAAACAACCUUGCCUAAAAUCACCAGUCAUAAAAGUGUGCUCACAUUUUCAGGAUCACAUCAAUGGGAUGUUGACCUCGAGUGGGAGACGACAGAGAUUGAUUCUUAUCUCUCUAGACGCAUGAGUGGCCUGUCUUUCAAUGAUUCUGAAGAAGAUGAGGACUUUCUGCUUGCUACUUAAAACAUACGAUUUUUAAUCAUUAAAGAGCAGUUCAUCCAAAAUUAGAAAAUGUAGUCAUCAUUUACUCAACCACAAGUUGUUCCAAAUCAGUAUGAAUUUCUUUGUUCUGAUGAACACUUAGAAAGACAUUUUGAAGACCUUUUUGGUUGCAAGCACUAUUCCAAAUAUCUUUCUCCGUGUUUAUGAGAACAAAGAAGUUGACACAGAUUUGGAGUAAAUGAUGACAAAGUAUUAUUUUUGGGCGAACUGUCUGUCCCUUAAAGUACAAUGAUGCUUUAAGUCUCAGUUAUAGUACCAUUUCCUAAAUAAUCCUAGGAAAAAAUAAA
Molecule: messenger RNA, 1028 nt
Organism: Triplophysa dalaica
Lineage: Eukaryota; Metazoa; Chordata; Actinopteri; Cypriniformes; Nemacheilidae
Exons: 6
Coding region: 25-702 (225 amino acids)
Source: RefSeq, a predicted model, not a curated record